Rhizophagus irregularis DAOM 181602=DAOM 197198 is the source of this 508-nucleotide messenger RNA. RefSeq lists its product as uncharacterized. The record is from RefSeq and is a predicted model, not a curated record. Gene Ontology annotation, cellular component: cytoplasm. Gene Ontology annotation, biological process: adult locomotory behavior; modulation of chemical synaptic transmission; circadian behavior. NCBI's taxonomy places the organism in Eukaryota, Fungi, Glomeromycota, Glomeromycetes, Glomerales, Glomeraceae. Gene Ontology annotation, molecular function: protein binding.
UUUUUUUAAUUUUUUUUUUUUAAAAAAAAAAAAAAAAUGACGAAAGGACUGUCUCUAAAACAAGAUUUAAGAUUAUUAAUAAAUAAUCGUGGUAUAGAAUUUUUAUGUGAAGAUGAAAAGAAAUUACAUGCUUAUAGAGCAAUUUUAGCUGCAAGAUCCGAAGUAUUUAAUAAGUUACUUUAUAAUGGGAUGAAGGAAACUUAUGAAAAUCAAAUUUCUUUUCCAAAAAUUAAUUCUGCUGGAAUGGAGAUUAUAUUAGAAUAUAUUUAUACUGGAUCAGUUAAAAGAGAAUCUUUAACAAAAGAUAAUACAAUUGAAGCUUUUUUAUUUUCAAUUAUCAGUCCUUCAAGAUUUUAUUAUGAAAACCAUUAAGAGUACUAAUUUGCAAAAAAUUAUUCUCCAGAGUUACUAUCUAAAGUAUCAGAAACAGUGCCGUUAACGGAAGAUAAUAUUAUUCUCAAUUUAUUAGUUGAAACAGUAGCAAACAUACCAUUAAUCAGUAUUGAGU